This is a messenger RNA of Penicillium brevicompactum, 597 nucleotides long. RefSeq lists its product as uncharacterized. NCBI's taxonomy places the organism in Eukaryota, Fungi, Ascomycota, Eurotiomycetes, Eurotiales, Aspergillaceae. The transcript is spliced from 3 exons. The record is from RefSeq and is a predicted model, not a curated record. The coding region runs from base 1 to 597 and encodes 198 amino acids.
AUGAAGUUAUUCACUCCCACCCUACUCCUUGCCCUUUCAGCACUUGGAGUCGAUGCCGUGGGCGUAAAUGACUCACCUUACAAAACAGCAAGGCUUGUUGUUAGCACUAUCCAAUCGGCCGUGCAGACUGCCGAGGAUAUGGACACUGGCAACUACAAGGAUCUGGCCAAAAUAAAAGAUCAGCUACGCACGCAAUUUCAAGGGUCAAUGGACGGUCUCCGUGACUGGGCCUAUCUGGUCGAUAAUGGAUAUGGUUAUUAUGGUGGUGAUCAACAAGGUCAACAAGAAUGCGACCAUGAGACCAAAUUAUAUGAUCAAAUUUCUCAAAGUAUCAUUGGAAUCACUCCGACGUUCAAAAAUAUCUUGAAUUCCAAGUUUAAAAACGAAUACGCCCACAUCGGCCUCACUGAGCAUCGUCUCCAAGUCACCUGGGGAAGGAAUCAGAAGGAAGCUAAGCUUGCCAGGCUUCUCGGCGACAAAUGUCCUGACAACAAGGACAAACUUCUCAAGGUGCAGGAGCGAGGUGCUAAUUCUUUAAAGGAGAUGUAUGAUGAAGUGAGCAGGAUUGCCAAUGAGGACGAUGGGGAUGAUGAGUAG